This is a messenger RNA of Lasiosphaeria miniovina, 3694 nucleotides long. RefSeq lists its product as uncharacterized. The coding region runs from base 1 to 3198 and encodes 1065 amino acids. Gene Ontology annotation, biological process: positive regulation of transcription by RNA polymerase II; aromatic amino acid catabolic process. NCBI's taxonomy places the organism in Eukaryota, Fungi, Ascomycota, Sordariomycetes, Sordariales, Lasiosphaeriaceae. Gene Ontology annotation, molecular function: zinc ion binding; DNA-binding transcription factor activity, RNA polymerase II-specific. The transcript is spliced from 5 exons. Gene Ontology annotation, cellular component: nucleus. The record is from RefSeq and is a predicted model, not a curated record.
AUGGCGCAAUAUGCCGCCUCCGCCGCGCAGCAUUCGCUCUCGCUCUCGCCCCUCACUCCCGUCGCCGCCUCAUCCUCGCCCGCGGCUGGCGGGCCCGCCUCCAAGGGCCCUGGUGGGUCAAAACCCGUCGGUGGAGCUGGAGCUGUACCAGGACCAGGACCUGGCGAUUUCGGAUCCGCCGCCGGUGCUGCCGCCGGAGCCUCGACUUCUGCCCCACCCUCGGCCCACAAGCGUGUGUACCAGGCCUGCAUCCCGUGCCGCCGCCGCAAGGUCCGCUGUGACCUCGGCUCCGUUGACGACCCCCGCGAUCCGCCCUGCGUGCGCUGUCGCCGCGAGAGUAAGGACUGCUACUUCAGCGCCACACGGCGCAAGCGCAAGGCCGACGACGAUACCGUCGAGUCGCCCGAGGAGGUUGACCAUGACGACUACAUAGUCCGCAAUGGCCGCAAGAAGCUGCGCGAGACAGAGUCCCCUACCGUGCCCACCAUUGACCGCCGUCUCUUCAGCGACGUGCCCCUUACCCCCGGCGGUAGAGAGGGACGUCCGCGCCCCCUAUCGCGUCCCAAAGACACGACGCCCACCAAGAGCACCACCGACACUAGGAGUAGUACCGUCGGCGAGUUCGGCAGCGGUGAGCCCAACAUGCCUCUCGAGAACUUUGAGGCCAGGUCCGUCAUGCGCAGGGAGCUGUACGGGCCCCAUGAUGCGCUAGACCUGCUUUACAAGGCUGCCACAGACAACUCGUCCUCGCACCCGCACGACCAAACGCCCCUGCCGUCUCGUGGCUCCGCUCAGGCGAGCAAUCUCCAGGCCCGCCCCGAUGCUCGUUCAGCCAAGUCGUCGUUCAACGGCCGUGUCGACGGAGCAGGCGACUACCACGGCCGUAACACGUUGCGCCAGGGCGGUUUGGCCGACCAGGCCAUCGACCCCGAGCUCGUGAAGCGCGAGCCCUCGUCUGACCCAACCAACAAUGAGGCACUCCGAGCCUGGGCGAGGUUUCGAUUUGUGCGAGCAGGUUGGUUCACGGCCCAGGAAGCGAUUGACUACAUUGACCAUUACUAUGAAUAUCUCUCGCCCCUCACACCAAUAUCGCCUCCAACCUUUCGGAACCCCAGUUCUCACCCAACGCUCCUAACUGAAGAACCCAUCCUUGCCGUAACCCUCUUGACUAUUGCGUCUAGGUAUCGUGUCAUGCCGGGCACUGGCGGCCACUGUCGGUCGCACGCCAUCCACGAACAACUCUGGACCUAUCUGCGCGGUAUGAUUGAGCGCGUGGUCUGGGGCCAAGAGGCAUUUGGUGGCGGACUCUGUGGCUCCGGCAGCGACGAAAUUCAGAACUCCAGUACGGCGCCCUGGAGGGGUCUCCGCAGAGGAAGCUUGAGAACCUUUGGGACCAUCGAGUCUCUAAUGAUCUUGACCGAAUGGCACCCGCGGGCCCUCCACUUCCCGCCCAACGAGGCUAUCGAUGAGUUGCUGCUGCCCUCGUACGAAUCACAAAACAUGCUCGAUGACGACGGAAAUCAGCGACCUUCUGCCAGCUUCGGCGGCAGGAGGAUUGAGAGCUGGCUGGAGCCAGCCUGGCGCAGCGACCGCAUGUGCUGGAUGCUACUGAGCACUGCAAUGGGCCUUGCAUAUGAACUUGGUGUGUUUGACGACAUUGAUGAGAUGCUUGCAGCAGGGACCAUCGCCCGGCCCGAAUACGAAGAAGAGACGUACCGGCUGAGAGCGUAUCGCAUCAAGAGACUGCUCCUGGUUUAUCUCAGCCAGCUAGCCGGCCGCCUUGGCUGGACCAACAUGGUCCCUGAAAACCUGCGCAAGUCGGAUCCAGUAGUGUCGCGGAAGCGUCCGCAUUCCGUCGACGGAGCUACGCCCGUGACAAAUCUUUCGUCUCUCUCCAACGGCUUCAACUACAUCCCGGACUUGGAGCUGGACGACCAGAUCAUCCAUUGCUGGGCCGGGAUCAGUAACGCUAUGCAUAUAGGCAACGAGAAACUGUUCCGCUCCCGCAAACACACCACUGACAUCAUCCAAAGCGGGAAAUACAUUGGUCUUCUCAAGGACUUCCAGCCCAUGCUAAGGGACUGGUGGAGGGAAUUUGAGCGCUUCCGCAUGCCCCCGUACAUCCGCCACAUCCUGACAAUUGAGUAUGAGUAUGUCCGCAUCUACAUCAACUCGCUCUCCUUACAGGCGGUUGUGGAGCGCUGCACAAACAACGCCGGCGGAGGAGGUUCGGUCCCGGGAGGAAGUGUAUCGGGAAACUCUGCCCCGCAGCUGUCGCCCCAAACUCAGAACUACUAUGGAAAGCUGCCGCUGGGACAGCUCGGCGGAUUCGGUGUCGACGAUCAAGAGUAUGUCAGAGAGGUUGUCAAUGGCAGCCGGAAUCUCUUGCGGACUGUUGUCGAUGGGUUGCUACCGGGGGGCUACCUGAAGCACGCACCUGUUCGGACCUACUUCCGGAUCAUCAGUGGCGCCAUGUUCUUGCUCAAGACAUUUGCCCUUGGAGCCCCAAAGUCCGCCGUUGAGCUCAGCAUUGGCUUAAUGGACCGCACUGUGGACGCGCUUAGGAACUGCGUUGUCGACGACGUGCACCUGGGAAUCCGUUUUGCAGACAUGCUCGAGACCUUGACCAGCCGCCUCCGCAACCGCUUCAUUCACGCCCCGGCGCCACAGGUCUCUGCCGACGGCAGAUCCCCCGCCCCAAACCACAUGGAGGCAAUGAAUGGCGGCAGCGCCAACGGAAACGGUCACGGCCUCUCAGCUCACAAUGCAGCUGAAUUGUGGAUGAAGGUGAGGGAGGGUACAAGCGGUCCGGAACGCUCCAGUACCCCAGCCAACAUAUCGGCCACGCCGUGGGACUUGACGUCCGGCAACUUCCCUUACCCAUCCGGAUCUGCCUCCAUGUUUGGGCCAUCCACUCCAGCUGCCAUCGGGAUGCAGGAAAACGGCAAUAACAACAAUGGGAAUGGCAAUCAUCACACCAGCCUGACAGAUUCUCUAACGUUCGAUAACUCGGACUGGACCAACCCCGGCAACGAGAUGUGGUAUCUGCCGACCGGGCCGGCUUUCUUCCAGAAUAUUGACAACACGUCGGUAUCGAUGACGGCCGAGGGUGUCAAUGUCAACGGCGUUGAUCUGCUCGAUUUUAUGGCCAUGGACCCCAUGGACCAGCAAUUUAGUGUCAUGGACGGGAACUACUAAUUUUCUUUUCAUUUCUCUGCUUUUCAUUGCUUUUCAUUUGACGAAUCUUCCUAGCGAGCUGGCUUGGUCAUCUUAGAUGGAGAGAUAUAAGCGGAAAUAUGAAGGGAUAUGAAUUAUGGGAUUUCCUAUUUAUUUUCUUGCUGUUUUUCCUUCAAGACAUGGCUACACCGCAAGGAUACCACAUACCCCCACAACGAAAAAAAUAUGCCGGAUGACGAGUGAUAUAAAACAGGGGGAAAAGUGGGAAAUAGGGAGAAAUUGUCGCGACGAAGGGGGGGAUGGGAAAAAAAAACCAAGGAUAUUAUAGGGCAAAAGAGGAUGAUGGCAAUGGAUUGGGACUACGAUGACGAAUGAGAGGAAGCAGCGAGGUUGCUGUCCUGCUUUGGGAAGCGUGGGCUAUAUGGAAUUUCUUUCUACUUCAUUUUUUCCUCAUCUUUUUCUGUUUUUGUUUUUGGUGUUUCCGUUUCUUAUGGAGUCACUGCACAUCAUGACGUGA